AUGGGGUGCCAAUGCCGGAGGGCCGUGGAGGAGCACGGAGGUCUGAAGAGAGGGCAGCUCAGCGAGAAGCCAUCAGAGAGCACAUCCAGACUUUCACCUGCAGAGCCAGUCAUUAUGCGCGCAGAGGAGAAGAAAACUUCGGAGUUGUGCGUCAUCGUGGUCGUGGUGCAGGUCAGAGAAAAGAAGACGUCCAUCUUUACACAUGGUUAG
This is a messenger RNA of Knipowitschia caucasica, 210 nucleotides long. The record is from the annotation of a GenBank genome assembly. NCBI's taxonomy places the organism in Eukaryota, Metazoa, Chordata, Actinopteri, Gobiiformes, Gobiidae.